AAACAUUAAUUAAUAAAAAGAAAAAGAAAAUUAUAUCACCAGCUCUCUCAGACAGUGGGCGCUUCUUCUUCGUUGUUGAGCUGUUUGGUUGCUGCUUCAGUGUGGCCUGCCUCUCUCUCUCUCUCUCUCAUGCUCGCUUUUGGUUUACGUAUGCACCAAACAGCUACCGCAUCUCUCACUCUCUCAAGGGGGCUGUGAGGUAGAUCUGGAGAAGGGCAAGGGCUGUGUUUGUAGAUUUUUCGGUGAAGAUUGAAGAUUAGCAAAGCUGGCAACCACGGCGGGUUGGAGGUUUGCUGCCAGCAAUGGCAGCACCCUUGCCACUAAUGAUCUGGAAAGAAAUGGGGAUUCAAAGGUUCAAGAUUCAGAGCCUCCAACGCCACACACACUCAUAAAAAUGGGAUCAAGAGAGCGUAGUAACAUGGAGGAUCCAGAUGGGACAUUGGCAAGUGUUGCCCAAUGCAUUGAGCAGCUGCGUCAAAGUUCCUCAUCUGUAUCAGAGAAGGAGUAUAACUUAAAACAAUUGCUGGAGCUGAUUGGAACUCGUGAAAACGCUUUCAGUGCAGUUGGAUCUCACUCGCAAGCAGUUCCUGUACUUGUUUCUCUUCUCCGAUCAGGAUCAGUUGGAGUUAAGAUACAAGCCGCUACUGUUUUAGGUUCUCUUUGUAAGGAGAAUGAACUAAGAGUGAAAGUCUUGCUUGGGGGGUGCAUUCCACCAUUGCUUGGUCUACUUAGGUCCACCUCAGCAGAGGGCCAAAUUGCAGCAGCAAAGACCAUCUAUGCUGUUUCUCAAGGUGGUGCAAGGGAUCAUGUUGGUUCAAAAAUUUUCUCAACUGAAGGAGUUGUGCCAGUGCUUUGGGAGCUACUAAGGAAAGGGAUCAAGACUGGCAGCUUGGUUAAUAGCUUGUUGACGGGAGCGUUAAAGAAUCUAUCGACCAGCACUGAGGGUUUCUGGGCUGCAACAUUACAAGUUGGAGGAGUUGAUAUACUUGUGAAGCUGCUCACAACUGGACAGCCAAACACUCAAGCUAACGUGUGCUUUCUUCUCGGAUGUAUGAUGAUGGAAGACGCAUCUGUUUGUUCAAAGGUUCUGGCUGCAGAGGCUACAAAGCAGCUUCUCAAGCUUUUAAGCUCUGGCAAUGAAGCUUCUGUUAGAGCAGAAGCUGCAGGUGCUCUUAAAUCUCUUUCUGCCCAGUGUAAAGAAGCAAGGCGAGAGAUAGCCAACUUCAAUGGUAUUCCUGUGUUGAUAAAUGCUACUAUAGCCCCUUCAAAAGAAUUCAUGCAGGGUGAGUAUGCUCAGGCAUUGCAGGAAAAUGCCAUGUGUGCUUUAGCAAAUAUUUCUGGUGGUUUGUCAUAUGUGAUCUCGAGUCUUGGUCAAAGCCUUGAAUCAUGCACUUCGCCUGCCCAAAUUGCUGAUACAUUAGGAGCUUUGGCUUCAGCUCUAAUGAUAUACGAUAGCAAAGCAGAAUCUACUAGAGCAUCAGAUCCUGUUGUUAUUGAGCAGACUUUGGUUUCACAGUUCAAGCCUAGCUUACCAUUUCUUGUGCAGGAGCGAACCAUAGAGGCCCUUGCAAGUUUGUAUGGGAAUACUGUACUCUCAGUUAAACUCAACAAUUCAGAAGCAAAACGGUUGCUUGUUGGUUUGAUCACAAUGGCAACAAAUGAAGUUCAGGAUGAGCUUAUGAGAGCUCUUCUAGCUCUUUGUAAUAGUGAAGGAAGUCUAUGGCGCGCCCUUCAAGGACGCGAAGGGGUUCAGUUGUUGAUAUCACUUCUUGGGCUUUCAUCAGAACAGCAGCAAGAAUGUGCAGUUGCACUCCUUUGCCUUCUUUCUAAUGAGAAUGAUGAAAGUAAGUGGGCUAUUACUGCUGCUGGUGGCAUACCUCCUCUUGUUCAAAUUCUAGAGACGGGAUCUGCAAAAGCCAAGGAAGAUUCAGCAUCCAUCCUUCGGAACCUAUGCAAUCACAGUGAAGAUAUAAGGGCAUGUGUUGAAAGUGCUGAUGCAGUUCCUGCUCUAUUGUGGCUUCUGAAGAAUGGAAGCCCAAAUGGAAAAGAAAUUGCAGCAAAGACUUUAAACCAUUUAAUCCAUAAAUCUGACACAGCAACCAUCAGCCAACUCACUGCAUUAUUGACCAGUGAACUACCUGAAUCUAAGGUAUAUGUUUUGGAUGCUUUAAAAAGUAUGCUGUCUGUGGUCCCUCUCAGUGAUAUAUCGCGUGAAGGUAGUGCUGCUAAUGAUGCAAUUGAGACAAUGAUAAAAAUAUUAAGCUCAAAUAAAGAAGAGACUCAAGCCAAGUCUGCAUCAGCUUUAGCUGGAAUAUUUGAAGCUAGAAAGGACUUGCGGGAAAGUAGUGUGGCUGUUAAAACUCUUUGCUCUGCUAUCAAGUUGCUUAAUGUUGAGUCUGGUAAUAUCCUUGCAGAGGCAUCACAUUGCCUGGCAGCAAUAUUCCUUUCCAUUAAAGAGAACCGGGAUGUGGCUUCUGUUGCUAGAGAUGUAUUAUCUCCAUUGGUUCUGCUCGCUAACUCUUCGGUUCUGGAAGUGGCAGAGCCAGCAACAUGUGCUUUGGCUAACCUUAUUUUGGACAGCGAAGUCUCAGAAACAGCAGUGGCUGAAGACAUUGUUAUCCCAGCUACUAGAGUUCUGCUUGAUGGUACAGUCUCUGGAAAGACCCAUGCGGCAGCAGCCAUUGCUCGCCUGCUCCACUCUCGCCAAAUCGACCAUGCCUUGACUGAAUGCAUGAAUCGUGCUGGAACAGUUCUUGCAUUAGUUUCAUUUCUAGAAUCUGCUAAUCAUGGAUCUGCCAUUUCGGAAGCACUUGAGGCACUUGCUAUUCUGUCCAGGUCGGAACGAGCAAGUGGAGAGAAAAAACCAGCAUGGGCAGUUUUAGCUGAAUUUCCGAAAAGCAUAACCCCUAUAGUUUUAUCCAUUGCGGAUGCAACACCCUUGUUGCAGGAUAAAGCUAUUGAAAUAUUAGCAAGACUUUGCAGAGAUCAACCUGUUGUACUGGGAGACACUGUUGCCACUGCCUCAAGAUGUGUACCAUCUAUUGCCAAAAGGGUGAUCAAUUCAUCAAACUCAAAGGUCAAGAUUGGAGGUGCCGCACUCCUUAUCUGUGCUGCGAAAGUUAGUCAUCAGAGAGUUGUAGAAGAUCUUAGUGAAUCAAACUUAUGUACCCAUCUCAUUCAAUCUCUCGUUGCAAUGCUGAACUUUUCGGGAUAUAUUGGGGAUGGUGAAAAGGACUAUAUCAGUAUUGAUUUACAUAUGAAAGAAGAAUUAAAGGAUGAUGGAUCUUCAUCAAGCACAGGAGUCAUUGAUGGUGUGAAUAUAGCUGUAUGGCUACUCUCUGUUCUUGCUUGUCAUGAUGAUAAAUGCAAAAUUGCCAUUAUGGAGGCUGGUGCUGUGGAAGUCCUCAAUGACAGGAUCUCAUAUUGUUUUUCCAAUUACUCUCAGAUUGAUUUCAAAGAAGAUAGCAGCAUAUGGAUUUGCACUAUGCUGCUGGCAAUCUUGUUUCAAGACAGAGACAUCAUACGGGCACAUGCAACCAUGAAAUCCAUACCUGUACUUGCGAAUUGGUUGAAGUCAGAGGAAUUAGUCGACAGAUACUUUGCUGCACAAGCAAUGGCUAGCUUAGUCUGUAAUGGUAGCAGGGGGACUCUUUUAUCUGUUGCAAAUUCCGGAGCAGCCAACGGACUUAUCUCGCUACUGGGAUGUGCCGAUGCUGAUAUUAGUGACCUCUUGGAGUUGUCAGAAGAAUUUGGUUUAGUGCGUUACCCUGAGCAAGUUGUUCUAGAGAGGCUGUUCAGGGUUGAAGAUAUAAGGGUUGGUGCUACUUCUAGGAAAGCAAUACCUGCACUUGUUGAUCUUCUCAAACCAAUUCCAGAUCGUCCUGGAGCACCAUUUUUGGCACUUGGGUUUCUUACUCAGCUUGCAAAGGAUUGCUCAUCAAAUAAAAUAGUUAUGGUAGAAUCAGGAGCUCUGGAAGCGUUGACCAAGUAUCUUUCACUUGGUCCACAAGAUGCAACAGAAGAAGCUGCUACAGAUCUGUUGGGUCUACUAUUUGGUAGUGCUGAAAUAAGGAAACACGAAUCUGCAUUCGGUGCUGUCAGUCAACUUGUGGCAGUUUUACGGUUAGGUGGAAGAGCUUCAAGGUACAGUGCUGCUAAAGCAUUGGAAAGCUUAUUCUCUGCUGACCAUAUAAGGAAUGCAGAAAGUGCUCGACAGUCUGUCCAACCCUUGGUGGAGAUUCUUAAUACUGGUUCUGAGAAGGAGCAGCAUGCUGCAAUUGCGGCAUUGGUUAGGCUGCUUAGUGAAAAUCCAUCAAGAGCCUUAGCAGUUGCAGAUGUUGAAAUGAAUGCAAUAGAUGUUCUUUGCAGGAUUCUUUCAUCAAAUUGUUCGAUGGAGCUGAAAGGGGAUGCUGCCGAGUUGUGUUGUGUUCUAUUUGGAAAUACGAGAAUCAGGUCAACAAUGGCUGCAGCUCGAUGUGUUGAGCCUCUGGUGUCUCUUCUUGUUACCGAGUUCAGCCCGGCACAACAUUCAAUUGUCCGUGCCUUGGAUAAACUUGUUGAUGAUGAGCAACUGGGUGAACUCGUUGCCGCUCAUGGUGCAGUAAUUCCUCUUGUUGGUCUUCUCUAUGGUAAGAAUUACUUGCUUCAUGAAGCUAUUUCGAGAGCUCUGGUGAAAUUAGGGAAAGAUAGGCCUGCUUGUAAAUCGGAGAUGGUGAAAGCUGGUGUUAUUGAAAGCAUACUUGACAUCCUCCACGAAGCACCCGAUUUUCUCUGUGCUGCUUUUGCAGAAUUGCUCCGGAUACUGACCAACAAUGCAAGCAUUGCUAAGGGACCUUCUGCUUCAAAAGUGGUUGAGCCACUUUUCCAGCUUCUAACUAGACCAGAAUUUGGACCUGAUGGGCAGCACAGUUCAUUACAGGUUCUUGUCAAUAUUUUGGAGCAUCCACAGUGUCGUGCUGAUUAUAGGUUGACAUCCCACCAGGCUAUUGAACCACUUAUUCCACUACUUGAUUCUCCGGCUCCUGCAGUUCAACAAUUAGCGGCUGAGCUUUUAUCACAUUUACUCUUUGAAGAACAUCUGCAAAAGGAUACAGUGAUACAGCAAGUGAUUGGUCCUCUCAUUCGGGUCCUUGGCUCUGGUAUACAUAUAUUGCAGCAAAGAGCUGUGAAGGCACUUGUCAGUAUUGCACUAACAUGGCCGAAUGAAAUUGCUAAAGAGGGUGGUGUCACUGAGCUGUCCAAGGUGAUAUUGCUAUCAGACCCAUCACUUCCAAAUACCUUGUGGGAAUCAGCUGCUUCUGUUUUAUCAAGCAUCCUGCAAUUCAGUUCUGAAUUUUAUUUAGAAGUGCCAGUAGCUGUGUUGGUAAGGUUGCUUCGGUCUGGAUCAGAAGGCACCGUAGUUGGUGCACUGAAUGCUCUUCUGGUACUGGAAAGCGAUGAUGCAACCAGUGCGGAAGCAAUGGCUGAAAGUGGUGCCAUAGAGGCUCUUUUGGACCUCCUCAGAUCUCAUCAGUGUGAAGAAACAGCUGCAAGGCUGUUGGAAGUCUUGUUGAAUAAUGUGAAGAUCAGAGAAACUAAGGUUACCAAGGCGGCCAUUUUACCAUUGUCUCAGUACCUCUUGGAUCCACAAACCCAAGCUCAGCAGGCAAGGUUGCUAGCAACUCUAGCUCUUGGUGACUUAUUCCAGAAUGAGGGGCUUGCCCGAAGUACUGAUGCUGUGUCAGCUUGUCGUGCGCUGGUAAAUGUGCUUGAAGACCAACCUACUGAAGAAAUGAAAGUUGUAGCAAUAUGUGCUUUGCAAAACCUUGUGAUGUACAGUCGGUCUAAUAAAAGAGCAGUUGCUGAGGCUGGUGGUGUUCAAGUUGUGUUGGAUCUGAUUGGUUCAAGUGAUCCAGAUACGUCCAUUCAGGCUGCAAUGUUUAUUAAACUUCUCUUUUCAAAUAACACCAUUCAAGAGUAUGCUUCUAGUGAGACAGUAAGGGCCAUCACCGCUGCUAUUGAGAAGGAUUUAUGGGCGACUGGAACUGUGAACGAGGAGUAUCUGAAGGCUCUGAAUUCUCUUUUUAGCAAUUUCCCACGUUUGAGAGCCACAGAGCCUGCAACUUUAAGCAUUCCUCAUCUAGUGACAUCCCUCAAGACAGGAUCCGAGGCAACUCAGGAAGCUGCAUUGGAUGCACUGUUUCUUCUAAGGCAAGCUUGGUCAGCAUGCCCAGCUGAAGUGUCUAGGGCUCAAUCAAUUGCUGCUGCUGAUGCAAUUCCUUUGCUGCAAUACUUAAUUCAGUCUGGCCCGCCUCGAUUUCAAGAGAAAACAGAAUUUUUAUUACAAUGUUUGCCGGGGACAUUGGUGGUCAUAAUCAAGCGUGGAAAUAAUAUGAAGCAGUCAGUGGGAAACCCCAGUGUAUUUUGUAAACUUACACUUGGCAACACUCCACCUAGGCAAACCAAGAUUGUUUCAACGGGCCCUAAUCCGGAAUGGGAUGAGAGCUUUUCAUGGUCCUUUGAGAGUCCCCCUAAAGGCCAGAAGCUCCACAUAUCUUGCAAGAACAAGAGCAAGAUGGGAAAGAGUUCAUUUGGGAAGGUUACUAUCCAGAUUGAUCGAGUGGUAAUGCUAGGAGCAGUUGCUGGGGAGUAUACACUAUUGCCGGAAAGCAAAAGUGGACCAUCACGGAAUUUAGAAAUAGAAUUCCAGUGGUCUAACAAAGUAACAAGUAACGAACAGUGUUGAAGUUUUGCCAUUCUUCGAAUUGAAUCGAUAGGGCGAAGUCUUGUUUGAAACGGGAAUUUUUUUUUUUGGCUUCUGUUCAUUCUGGAGUAUUUAUAAGUCAGUGUACAUAGCAUCCCAAAGAUUUUGAUAUAUAUAUUUUUUGUUUCGUUUGUCAACAGAACAUUAUGUAGUCAUUUGUGAAUGUAUUCUUUUGUAACCAUUACUAUUGAUUUUCGCGUGCUUGUCAAUGUUGAAGAGGAAAUAAUAAAGUUGCUUUUAUGCCUUGUAAAAUUUGUUCACAAACAUCAUUGAA
Messenger RNA from Argentina anserina (silverweed cinquefoil), 7016 nucleotides. Its product is annotated as protein CELLULOSE SYNTHASE INTERACTIVE 1. Gene Ontology annotation, biological process: regulation of cellulose biosynthetic process; anisotropic cell growth. The transcript is spliced from 8 exons. The record is from RefSeq and is a predicted model, not a curated record. Gene Ontology annotation, molecular function: microtubule binding. Gene Ontology annotation, cellular component: cellulose synthase complex. Bases 395 to 6724 code for a protein of 2109 amino acids. Lineage: Eukaryota; Viridiplantae; Streptophyta; Magnoliopsida; Rosales; Rosaceae.